AUGUACAAGCGGUGCGCGUUUUCCAUCACCGACCAGUUAGAAAGCAUGUGCGACAAUGUACAGAGAAUAUAAACAGAAACUUGAUGAAAUCGGGAAAAAAGACACGCCCCCUUCACGGAUGAGUAAACACCAGGGAUCACUUCCUGUAUUCGGGAAGCAAACAAGAAUGGCAGACCGGGAGAAGUUGGACGCGCUAUCACUGCUGAGGGAAGGGUUACGAUACGAGGGGACAGGGGCCUCGCACGUGUUCGUCAUCCUUGGGGCAUCGGGAGACUUGGCCAAGAAGAAAAUUUAUCCCACAUUAUGGUGGCUCUACAGAGAUGGCCUAGUCCCGGAGAAGACGUACUUCAUUGGAUACGCUCGCAGCAAAAUGUCAAUGGAGGACAUUCGACAGAAGGCGCUGCCGUUCAUGAAGGUCAAGGAUUCUGAAAAACAGAAAAUGGAAGAGUUUUUCAAGGUCAAUGAGUAUAUUGCUGGCAGUUAUGAUAAACCAGACGGGUUUGCAAAAUUGAACAAAGCCAUCGAAGAAAAAGGCAGCUGUAACCGCAUCUUUUAUCUCGCCCUACCUCCCUCUGUCUAUGAGACGGUCACAUUGAAUCUCAAGGCUGUCUGUAUGUCCAAAGGAGACAAAUGGACACGUAUUGUGGUAGAGAAGCCGUUUGGUAAGGACCUCGAGAGCUCUAAUCAGUUAUCCAAUCACCUUGGAGCUUUGUUUAAGGAGGAGGAAAUCUACCGAAUCGACCAUUAUCUCGGCAAGGAAAUGGUGCAGAAUCUCAUGGUGUUAAGGUUUGCCAACAAGAUUUUCAGUCCCGUGUGGAACAGAGAUGGAAUCGCCUCGGUCGUCAUCAGCUUCAAGGAGCCGUUCGGGACCCAAGGAAGGGGAGGCUACUUUGAUGAGUUUGGAAUCAUCAGAGAUGUGAUGCAGAAUCACCUUCUACAGAUCCUGACCUUGGUUGCCAUGGAGAAGCCUCCAUCUACUGGUGCCGAGGACAUCAGGAAUGAGAAGGUCAAGGUUCUGAAGAGUAUUUCCCAAGUGGAGCUUGACAAUGUCGUCCUGGGACAGUAUGUGGGAAAUCCCGAAGGACAGGGGGACGAGAAACAGGGCUACCUGGAUGACCCAACAGUUCCCAAAGGCUCCGCGACCCCAACCUUUGUGACAGCUGUCCUGAUGGUGAAAAAUGAGAGAUGGGAAGGUGUGCCAUUCAUACUCAGGUGUGGAAAAGCCCUGAAUGAGAGGAAGGCUGAGGUCAGGAUACAGUUCAAGGACGUGGCAGGGGACAUCUUCCCAGCAGGGGAGGUGAAGCGGAACGAAUUAGUGAUCCGUGUCCAGCCAGACGAGGCAGUGUACCUUAAGAUGAUGACUAAAUCGCCGGGCAUGACUUUUGGCUGUGAAGAGACGGAGCUUGACCUGUCUUAUAAAAGUCGAUACAAGGACUCCAAGCUUCCCGACGCCUAUGAACGUCUCAUUCUGGAUGUUUUUACUGGUUCCCAAAUUCACUUUGUUCGCUCUGACGAACUCUACGAGGCGUGGAGAAUAUUUACACCAUUACUUCACAAAAUAGAAAAAGAGAAACCCAAACCAAUUCCCUACAAAUACGGCAGUCGUGGCCCAUCUGAAAGUGACGAAUUGUGCUCGCGUUUUAACUUUAUCUACACUGGAACUUACAAGUGGGAAAAACCAGCACCAAAAAUGUGAUAUAUUAACCUGUGAACAAAACAUUAAAGAAGAGUGAAUGAAAUCUGACAUUACAGCUAGGACUGAACAAAAAUAAAAGUGUACAAACCUCAGAGUGCUAUAUUUAGAUUAGCCAGACAUCUUGUAUUAUUGUGUCAUGUUUCUUUAAGCAUGCUCUAUGUCUUCACAGUACAAAGUAAACCCACAGCUGGUCUUGCAUACACUUACUGACUGUGCUGAAUAUUUCUGAAUAUCAUGUGAAUACAGUAAAUCAUACGUUCUAUGCCAAUUGGCUCUGUCAUACUUUCAUAAAGAAAGUCAUCAGUCCUAUUGAUGCCUACGCAUGCUUCCAUAAACAACUGCAGGAUUUUAUAACUUGGUCUCCAUUUUAAAUGUGUCCAAAUUUGAGUAAAGAGUUUCAGUCUUAUUUGUAGAUUCAGUGUGAUCAAUUUUCAUUGAAUUGAGAAGCUUUAUAACGGAGUUGGUUCAUCAUCAGGAAGCAUAUUUAAGAGUCUGUUAGUGGGUUUCCCCAUUGUAAUCAAUCAUACUUUAGUGUCAUUUGUGUAUAUCUAAUAUUCCUUUUAUAAACAGACAGGUUUAGACAUUCAAACAAAAAAUGCUAUACACAUAUCAACGAGCUGUUUCUGUGUUUUUCUACUGGUAGUUGGGGGUGAAAUCUGGUUGAGAAUGUUAAUUAUAAGAAGUGGAAUGGUUUCUGUUGAUAAUAAUAAUUACUAUCAAGUUGUUGUUGAUAACCUAAAUCUUUGUGUAGUUUUGUGUAUUAAAGCAUCAAUUAAAGUGCUCAGUUGUACAUAAUUUCUGUAUAGUGCUACAAUCAGGAACUUGAUCACCAGGGUAAAGCCAUUGUUUGUCGUUUUAUGUAAAUAUUCAUAAUAUUCCAAAUGUAUAUAAGGUAUUAAAGGGACUGUCUUUAAGGUUUUGUACUUUUACACUCAGACACAAUGUAAAUUUUUUUUAUCAAUUUACAAAAUGUCUGUCUUUAUUAUUGAAAAUGGCUCAUAUUGCACACUUACAUAAUGUACAUGUACUUUAUCAUGUUAGAAGAGUUGCUGUAAAUAAUAUUACAUUGAUCAAAUACUAUUAAUAGUAGUCCAUCUUUUUUCUUUCAUUCUGGUGACAAUUUAUUUGAAUGUACCCCCUGUGAUUGUAUAUGUUAUUAAAUUAUUUUUUAAACUUUUAUAUUUUGUCAUGAAAACCAGCAGAAUUAAAAAUCAAAGUUUGUAAAUGAAAUGCUUAAACUCUUUUUUAAGUAUUAUAGCAACAUUUCAUCAAGUGUCUUGACAUUCAAUAUUUGUCAAGUUGAAUGAAGCAAUUUUAGAACAUGGCAGUUUAUCUUUAUCAAGCAGUUUGCAAACUGCAUUUUUUGUUAUUUUGUCUUGUCAAUAAUAAGUAACUAAUAGAUGAAUUAUUGUCCCUAUUGUUAUGUAUUACAUUUUCAAACACACAGCAUUAUUUAUUCUGAUAUAUAUUUUACAAUCUACAAUAAACUGUUCCACUGAAAUAUCUUGAUGUUC
Magallana angulata is the source of this 3210-nucleotide messenger RNA. RefSeq names its product glucose-6-phosphate 1-dehydrogenase-like. Gene Ontology annotation, cellular component: cytosol. The transcript is spliced from 12 exons. Bases 56 to 1696 code for a protein of 546 amino acids. Gene Ontology annotation, biological process: pentose-phosphate shunt, oxidative branch; glucose metabolic process. The record is from RefSeq and is a predicted model, not a curated record. NCBI's taxonomy places the organism in Eukaryota, Metazoa, Mollusca, Bivalvia, Ostreida, Ostreidae. Gene Ontology annotation, molecular function: glucose-6-phosphate dehydrogenase activity; NADP binding.